AACUGAAACAGAAAAAAAAACAGGAAGAAAGCAAGAAAAGAGAAGAAUAAGAAGAAAAAGGCUGCAGAGAAAUUUUAGUGGAAUCCACAACCAGGCUUCUUCUGAAAAACACAACAACAACAAUACGCAGUGACCCUAACUGGAUAAAGUGUAGUGAAGUCUCUAAACUGAUUUUUAAUGAGGUUGUGAAAUUUUGGAGCGUCCCCCUGAGGCCCCCUGCUGACUGAUAACAAGCACUGCGUGGGAGCUCAAUGAGAGUGUGCUCCUAACAAGCACUCCACCUGUUUCUACGUGUGUGUUGGGGUGUGUUUGUGUGUUGGGCACCAUGCUGUGGACAGUGCUGCUGGCGUUGUUAGUGCUUCUCCUGCUGCAGACUCAACUCUCUGUUUGCUUAAGGGAUCUGCGCACCAGGGGAUCCAUUUCGCCUCUUCACUCUUCUCCAUCUUCUCCCUCCCUCUCCACAUCCUCAUCAUCCUCUUACAAUGCUACCCAGCAGCGGCUGCCGGGAGCUAUUAUCAUUGGUGUGCGUAAAGGAGGCACCAGAGCCCUGCUGGAGAUGCUCAACUUGCACCCAGAUGUGGAGGUGGCGAAAGCUGAGGUGCAUUUCUUCAACGUGGAGGAGCAUUAUCGCCGCGGUCUGGCUUGGUACCGAGCUCAGAUGCCCUUCACCCUCCCAGGCCAGCUUACGGUGGAGAAGACGCCUGGCUAUUUUGCAGCUCCUCAGGUUCCAGCUCGUGUGUGGGACAUGAACCCUGCCGUCCGGUUGUUGCUUAUUGUCAGGGAUCCGGCAGAGAGGCUGGUGUCUGACUACACCCAGGUACUUCACAACCGCCUGACACAGCACAAGCCCUACCAACCGCUGGAGGAGCUUUUGCUCCACAAGGGCCACAUUAACCAGGGCUACAAGGCACUGCAGAGGAGCCUGUACCAUCUGCAUCUCGCCCGCUGGCUGGAGGUCUUCCCCAGGGAGCAGAUUCAUGUGGUGGAUGGUGAUGCGCUUAUCAGGGAUCCAUUCCCAGAGCUGAGGAAGGCGGAAAAGUUUCUUGACCUGCCACCUAGAAUAAACCCAAACAACUUUUACUUCAAUACCACCAAAGGCUUUUACUGCCUUCUGUCCGCUGGACAUGAUAAGUGCCUGGAUGAGUCUAAAGGCAGACCACAUGCUCCACUGAGCACGCAGGCCUUGAAGAAGCUCUGUCAGUACUUCAGGAAGCCCAACAAACGUUUUUUUGAGAUGGUGGGACGGUCGUUUUCCUGGUGCUGAUCCAGAAACUCCUGAAGGACACAAAAAAACAAUCAGGGACAGAAGGAAAGGGACACUUUGUGUUUCUGAUGAUAGAUUACUGACGCAAGAUAAUUUUUUUUUAUCUAAAUACCUUCUCAGGUAUAAAAGUGGCCAAAUUAGUUGGACACUUAGAAGUGAAACUGAAAAUUUGGCCGAAAAAACUCGAACCAAGCCGGUGCCUCCUCAGAAAUGACGAAGCUUCAACUGUGCCAUUAAAAUGUUUCAUGCGACUUGUUUUUUUUUUGUGAUGUUAAAGAAAUGGACAAGAGGUAAGCAGAGGGUUGCAACGUUUGAUUGCACUAUGACCAAAUUGCAUUAAAAGUCAAUCAGUGUAAAUAUUCUCAGAAGAAAAAGCUCUCGCUGUGAUUUCUAAACUUCUGUAAAAAAGGUUUAUCUUUGUAAUCGGGUUUGCUUUCCUUUUUUCUGUUAGAUUUAGGUUAGCUUAGAAAAAAUUAAUGCUGUCUUUCUAAAUAUUUUCUUAACUUUUCAACUUUUUUCACAUUUUGUCACUUCAAACCAUAAUCUUACAUGCAUUUUAUUGGACGUAACAAAAAUAAACACAUUUGUUUUAUAUAUACUUUCAAAAAUUUUACAAAACUUGGAAUAGAUGUCAAUUGAAAGCCAUUUAUUGAAAUACACCUCAACAAAAACAGUGCAACCAAUCUACAGGAAUUCUACAGGGAAGCUAGUUGGAGUUCAAGUAAAGAUACAGGGAUGAUAGGUCCACCUUCCAGCAGGACCGUGAUCAUAAACAAGCCACACAGUCUUCAAAGAUCAACAAACAUCAGUCUGUAGAUGUAAAACCAAUAGUUCUGCAACUGUAAAGGCAACAAAAACUAACAUCCAGCAGUUUUGCAAACCACACAUUCCUGGGGGUUUUGUGUUUUUUGACUUAAAAAAAAAGCAAAAACUCCUGAAUCCCGUUCCACUUUAGAAUUAUAUGCUACCUUAUGUUGAGUCCAUCACAUAAAAUCCCAAUGAAACACCUUAAGUUUGUGGUCCUAACGUGACAAAAUGUGACAAAAGGGGGAAAAAUACUUUUGCACUUCACUCUAUUUAUGUUUUUUACCUUUUCUUUAAUAUGGUACAUUCUCAGUUACUUCACAUGUAAAGACCAAUAUGGUGUUAUUGUUAGAUUCUGUAGUUUCUUUUUCUUGAAAUGUCUUAAUAAAUCCAUUCAGACUUCC
Cyprinodon tularosa is the source of this 2472-nucleotide messenger RNA. RefSeq names its product heparan sulfate (glucosamine) 3-O-sulfotransferase 1-like 2 (gene hs3st1l2). Bases 326 to 1264 code for a protein of 312 amino acids. The transcript is spliced from 4 exons. Gene Ontology annotation, molecular function: [heparan sulfate]-glucosamine 3-sulfotransferase activity. The record is from RefSeq and is a predicted model, not a curated record. NCBI's taxonomy places the organism in Eukaryota, Metazoa, Chordata, Actinopteri, Cyprinodontiformes, Cyprinodontidae.